AUGUCCGGCCCUAGCCCGCCAGGCAUGCCUCAAGCUCCGGGUGGCAUGGGUGCGGGAGGUGCAGCCAAGAUGCCUGGAAUGGGUAACAUGGGUCACAUGGGUCACAACACCGCUCCCGGAGGCGGGGAAGAAGUCGGCGAUGACUACAUGGACGAUCAGCAAGGUCAUCACCACCAUCAUCAAGCCCCAGCGGGCCAACCGGGCGCCGCCGGCGAUGACGUGAGGCAAUCGCAGGUUUUCAACAGCAGCGGUUAUGGUGGCCACUCGGCCUAUCCCGCCCCCAACCAGGCCUCCAUGCCACACAUGGGCAGCGCCCCUCAUGGCGGCCCCAUCACGGCUCGUCGUCAGAGCCGCAGCGAGCCAGAUGAGCCGGAGAAUCUGUUUCCCAACAUUCCCGAGGCCAAGAAACGCAAGUUCAUCCUGGUCGAAGACAACGUCCGUGGCUCCCGUCUUCGCGUCCGUGUCACCCUCGACGGCGUCGACACGCGCGAGAUCCCUGAUUCUUUCCGCAAGGGGUCUUCUGUCUACCCCCGCUCGUACUUCCCACGCGAAAUGCAGAGUCCGCCCCCGUCGGCUACCGGCUCCAAGUUCUUCACGGACGACGCCGAAGACGAAGACGACGGCAUCGAGGAAACUGAUAGCCACGGCGGCCGCCGGGCCCGCGGCAACCUCACCAGGAUGGUCAAGGUGCCUGUCGGCGAGAACACAGAGGCCGAGGUUGCCAUUCCCAGAAUGAGGAAAGCCAUGCGUGGCAAGGAAGUGCGAUUGAAUGAUCUGGGCUACCGCAUGGCCUGGCUUCAAAGCCGUGUCUUCCCUGGGCGUACCGUCUUCCUGCAGCGAGCCCUUGACUGCUAUCGCAAUAAGACGCGAUCGGCCAUUGAGUCCAUCAUGCAGGACGUCAAGGUGCUCGCACCUCAUUACGAGACCCGCGUCGGCAAGCGGCGCUGGAACGAUCGGAUGCGGAAGGGCGAGAGCGACGAGUAA
Messenger RNA from Verticillium alfalfae VaMs.102, 984 nucleotides. RefSeq lists its product as hypothetical. The record is from RefSeq and is a predicted model, not a curated record. Lineage: Eukaryota; Fungi; Ascomycota; Sordariomycetes; Glomerellales; Plectosphaerellaceae. The transcript has 3 exons. Bases 1 to 984 code for a protein of 327 amino acids.